Messenger RNA from Xiphias gladius (swordfish), 1743 nucleotides. RefSeq lists its product as uncharacterized. Bases 65 to 769 code for a protein of 234 amino acids. The record is from RefSeq and is a predicted model, not a curated record. Gene Ontology annotation, molecular function: GTP binding; GTPase activity. Gene Ontology annotation, biological process: Rab protein signal transduction. NCBI's taxonomy places the organism in Eukaryota, Metazoa, Chordata, Actinopteri, Istiophoriformes, Xiphiidae. Gene Ontology annotation, cellular component: Golgi apparatus; endosome. The transcript has 2 exons.
GUGGUCUCUCAUAUUCUCGCGUGACUUCAGCGCCGUUCCCAUCCAGACCGCGAGAUGAUGCGCGAUGGCAAUAGAAAACAAAGCUGGGGUGGAAUUUGACACAGUUUUCAGUCGAAAUGACUCUUUCGGGCUCGCCUCGCACCACGACCACGAGACCGCACAGACCCGGAUUUUUAAGAUCAUAGUAAUAGGAGAUUCAAACGUGGGAAAGACGUGUUUGACUUACAGAUUCUGCGGGGGCACUUUCCUGAAAAACCCCGAGGCAACGAUCGGGGUCGACUUCAGGGAGAGGACGCUGGAGCUCGAUGGGGAGAGUAUCAAGUUGCAGAUCUGGGACACGGCAGGCCAGGAGCGCUUCAGGAAGAGCAUGGUGGAGCACUACUACCGCAGCGUCCAUGCCGUCAUCUUUGUGUACGACAUGACCAGCCUCUCUUCCUUCGAGAGCAUCCCUGAGUGGAUUGAGGAGUGCAGCCGACACGCUGUGGGGCCCCUGGUGCCCCGCAUCAUGGUGGGAAACAAGUGUGAUCUGAGGGACCGCCGGGAGGUCCCCACGUUGGCUGCCCAGUGUCUUGCCGACAGCUACAACUUCCCAUUGUUUGAGACUUCAGCCAAAGACCCUGCCGAGAAGGAACACGUUGAUGCUAUCUUUCUGACCAUAGCUUAUAGGCUGAAGAGCCACAAACCGCUGAGACUGAAGCAGCUGAGUGAGAGCAGUGUAAGGGAUCUAUGGAACCAGAGAGAACAGGUAGAAGCAACUUGUCAAUGCUGAGGUCAACUCCAUCCUGUAUGGAUGUACACAGGGUGUGAACGAAGGUCACCACAGCCUUCAGAACAGUAAUGAUCCUGAGGAAAGCAGUGUUGAACCAAGCUUCCAAACACUGACACUGAAUUCAGAAAGGUAUCUUGUGAUAAUAAGACAGAAAGGACAGAAGCUUCCCAUGAUUUUGCACUUUCCCCUGCCUACUGUAAGGCAUAGCUAGUGACAGUAUUGGCAAUAGUGUAUAUGUAAGUUUGCACCAUAUUAAAUCAACAUUUCAAUGAAAUGCAUGAAUGGAUAUGGAGUUAUGACAAGUAUUUGUAGCUCCAACUGCACAUAAAAUCACUUUGAGUCAGAAUAUAAAAAAAAAUUGCAGAGUGCAUUUUAGUACGUAGACCAAUUAUAUGAAACCCGCCGUCUAGCAGCACUAUAACUUAUCUACAGAAUUCAAUGCAUACAGUUAGUUAAGGGAAGAUAAAUUUCACUGUGCAUAAAGGGACCAACGAGGUAAAUUGAAACUGUGAAGAAAACUGUGCAAUCAUUUUCUUUAACAAAUGUUUUAAAGUGAUAUUUCAGGUCUUAAAAAAAAAAGUAUAACUGCAACAUGAGUUUUGAUGCUGUUAUUGAAUGUGUAUUUCUCAAAUAUAGAUAUGAGCAUAACAAGCUUUGUGUCAGCCCUCACAGGUCUUUGGAGAGAGCUCAGUCAAAAGCAAGACGACUAAUGACAAGAUGUAGCUCUCUUUUAGGACAAAAUGCAAAUCCACAUAGUUCACUGGAAAUGCAUGAGUGAACUCGGGCUCAGCGGUUCUUGAAUUUCAUGUUAUGCCUCAAGACAUUUAUCACGUGAGGAAAAAAAACAGAAACACAUCUGACUGAUACCUUUGUUGCAUGUGUGCAAAAAUGCAAAACACUUUCCAACAGUACGGAGAUUUGUGACAAUGUAAAGCUGCAAAUCAAUAAAAGUGGUUUUAUCCAUAUAUUUGUAA